Messenger RNA from Lethenteron reissneri (Far Eastern brook lamprey), 8243 nucleotides. RefSeq names its product WASH complex subunit 2-like. Gene Ontology annotation, cellular component: early endosome; WASH complex. The record is from RefSeq and is a predicted model, not a curated record. Gene Ontology annotation, molecular function: phosphatidylinositol phosphate binding; retromer complex binding. Lineage: Eukaryota; Metazoa; Chordata; Hyperoartia; Petromyzontiformes; Petromyzontidae. Gene Ontology annotation, biological process: protein localization to endosome; retrograde transport, endosome to Golgi.
CAGGGCCAAGACGGAGGUAGCGGUGGCGGUGGUGGUGGAGGUGGUGGACGCCGUCAAAGGUUCGGGUUCGAGUCCAGAUCCCGCGGCGAGUAGGCGAGCUCACGCCUACCCCUCCUCCUCUCUUCCCUGCCGCCUUUGUCUCCCUUAGACUUCCUACCCCGGGCCAACAGCGACAAAGGUGUGGAGCGAUGAACGGGCCGGGCCCAGGGCCGAGCGAGAUGAUGGCGGCAGCCCCUGGCGCGGCGGACGGCGCCGCGCCGGUGUGGGAGCGACCGUGGACGCUGGCCGAGAUGCGCCGCGGGAGCAACAGCUGGUCCCUCGCCAGCGAUGCCAGCCUGCUGCUGUACAUGCAGGAGUUCUCACAGCAGCUGAUCGCGCGAACGCACGAGAUGGAGCGUGAGAUGGAGCGGCUCUUGGGGCAGGCCCGUGGCACUGACUGCCGUCUACGCAACACCUUCAAUGACUUCCUGUCGCUCGCGCACACGCAGUUCAUCGAAAACAGGGUGUACGACGAGGAGGUUGAGGAGGUUCCCGCCAAAACGGAACCGGCAGAAAAACCUGACCAGGCAAAGCGCGAGGCGGAGCUGAUCCCACGGAUCCGGCAAGCCGUGCAGCUGGGCUUGCACGUGCUGGACGGCGCCUUUGAGACGCUUGACGCCAAGGGCGGAGCCGCGGACUCGGACUCCGAGGAGGACGAGGCCGUCUACCACGUGGAGCCCAUCCUGGAGCCCAAGGACCCUUACUUGGACCGACCCCUGCCGCACAUCAUUGGCUCACAGCAGUUCCUGAGCUCCGACGAUGUGGGACUGGCAGACAUCAGCAGCGAUGAAGACGCCGCGGACAGCGACAGGGAGAGCGCGAGUGAUGCCGAGAGUGACGAGGGCUUGCCCAACGGGAACCCAUCGGAGGGAACGACUGAAUCGGAUGAAGAGAGUGAAGGGGACAAGAGAUCCUUUGCGUCGCGGAGACCGGAAAACGGCGAUCCCAGCUACGAUGGAGAGGAAUCCGAGCCGGAUAUCUUUGGCCACUCGGAUGAGGAGGAGCCGGAGAGACGGGGGGUGGCGUCGCGCCCCCCACGUCCCACGGUGCUCUUCCCUGACGAGCGCACCUCCAAGCUGCCCCGUCGGAAAAUGAGCGUCGACUCGGAGGACAGAUCAUCGAAUGCGUCGGGCGAAUCUGCCGCUCGUAGAAGACACCCGGAGAGGACGCCCAGUCGCAGAGACAUGCUGGCAGCCCCGGAAGAUGAAGACGAGUCCCCCUUUGCGAGCACCAGGGGGAUGUUCUCGGGUGGCAAGGGCCUGUUUGACGACGACGAGGAGGGCGGGCUCUUUGAUGAGGAAGUGAGGACUGAAGAAAAGACUGUGCCUGUCCCUGCAGAGACUAAGAAAGAUCGGACGUUAACGAAAUCUGGGAAAAAAAUCCCAGCUGGUGCCGUGUCCUUAUUUCCCGGCGAGGGCAUUUUUGUGCCUCCGAAGCCGCAGCCCGUGGCCCAGGAGGUGCCGAAGGUCGUGCAAUCCCAGCCGGAGAAGAAGCCGGCCUCCACUUUGUUCAGCGACGACGAAGAGGGUGACCUCUUCGCGGGAAUCGGUGGAGCUGGCAAGCAGACCAAAGCAGUUGCAGAGGCUCCGAGGGCAAAGCCCAGCCAAGGUCUGUUUGCAGACGAGGAUGCCGACACUGACGGAGAUGACGGUGGAGGCCUUUUCGGCUUCAAGCCGCCAUCCACAAAGACCCUCCCGUCCAGGACGGACACCGCCAAGGUGUCGCCAGCCCCGAGCCAGCAGAGCAAGCCGUCCACCCAGCCACUUAAACCCAAGGUUACUUCCUCCCUCUUUGAUGAUGAUGACGACGAGAGUGAUCUCUUUUCAACGGCACCCACUCAGAAGCCUUCAAACGAAGGCACCAAACCGAAAGCCACCGCCGGCCUCUUUUCUGACGACGAAGACCUGUGGGAUUCCGCCAGUAUACCCAGAGCCAAGGUGGAGAAACCUCAAGCCCAAGCCGCCGGGACAUCUCCAGCAGCCCCGGUGGCACGGAAGGCCCCCAGCCAGGCAGCGGCGGAGUCAGCUGUCCCGGCAAUGGCGGCGGCGAAACCUCCGGCGUCAAAGCCACGCGCGGGGACGGGGUUAUUUGACGAUGACGACGAAGGGGAUGACGACCUCUUUUCGGUGGCGGCGCCAAAACCGGCCAGCAAGCCGGGCCGGGCAUCGCUGCUGUUCGAGGACAACGCCGACGAUGCGGAGGGAAGCUCUGCGCUCUUCGCCGCGUCUCUACCCGCCGCGGCCCCCGAGGCCGCCCGGCCGCCGGCACCGUCACACACGAAGACGAAAGGGCAGCCGCUGGAGGCGCACUGGGAGGAGGACGAGGACCGGCUCCCCCCGCCACUCACCAGCUCCGUCCCCAAACCCGGCACGGCCAAGCCCAAGGUGCUCAGUCUGUUCGACAGCGAUGACGAAGACGGCGACGACAGGGGUGCCGAUGGUGGUCACGGAGACUCCGUUGACGCUGGCCACCUCUUUGGUGUGGGCGUCAAAAAGCCGCAGGCAGCGCCGCGCGUGAACUCCGCGGACGGAGCUGGCGCGAAGCAGCCGCCGCCACCGCAGGCGACGACGAAGGCGGCCAAGCCGGGCGUGUUUGACGACGAGGAGUUCUUGUUCAGCCGAAGUCGCGAGCAGGAGGGCGAGCCCGACGUGGACCUGUUUACGAAAUCGGGAAAGAAUCCUUCGGAACUGCCGACGCCCAGCCUGCCUCCGUCCAAAUCAAAACCCCCGUCAACAGCCAUCGGGAAGCUGCAGGCCAGCUUGGCCAUAGACCCUGCCAAACUGCUGCCUGAUGGCCCCAAACCCAAGCCCCGCCCACCGCUGACCUCGUCCCACCAGCCAGCCAACCAGGAAGCAGCGGGGGCGGUGUCGGUGAAAUCGUCGCCCGGGUCGGGGCCGGAGGAGGCAACAAUCGGCUUUGAGCGGCCGGCACAAGCAGACACUCUGCACAGCCUCGGCAAGAACCGAGCGAAGGUGGGUGGGAAUAGACGGCCGCCAACUCGCGCCGGACUCCGCCUGUCAAGCGAGAAGUCUGACGAGCCGGACGGGCCGUCCACAUCCACGUCCACGUCUCCAUCGCUUUCGCUGUCGCCUUCCGAAGACAAGGACGCGAGGUCGCGGCCAUCUCCAUUGAUCGCAGGACCGGCUUUCUCACCACCACCAGCGGUUCCAGCCGACGUACCGUCUCCUCUCCAAGGCGUUGUGAGCAUGCCGAGCCAAUCGGUGAAGCCGGGGCAGGGACCGUCCGCUGAGAGCUCGACACCAGCUAAAGCCGACGCCAAUGCCGUGAACGCGAGAGCUUUUGACGAGGGAUUAAAAAAACCAGCCGCGAGCAAACCGCCAAAGUCGCUCGACAUGUUCCUGUCGGACGAAGACGACGAGCUGUUUGGCGGCAGCAAGGCGAGGAAGCCCGCAGUGAUCACCGCGCAGCAGACAAAAUCCACCACAGGGUCACGGCCCGUCCUCAGCGACGACGAUGACUUAUUCGCGCCGCUGUCAAAGCCUUCGAAAGCGAGUGCAGAGGAGGAGGGACCAUCGGCCUUAUUUGGAAGCAGUGCUAAAGUCGUUGGUGGCGCCAAGGCUUUGGGAAUCGGCUCGGACGAUCCGUUUGAUUUCGAUGACCUCUUUGGCGAUGUUCCCAAGGCUUCGAAAGUGCGUGCUGUGCCACAGCAGCCGAAGGUGGCGCAGUCACCGCAGCCUACCGCCACCACUGCAGCGGAGCCGCAUUCCAAAUCUGCAGCUGAUGCCCUCGACGCCCUGUUUCAAGACUCGGUCAAAAACGCAGCGGUGCACAAGAAGGCUGCGUUGUUGGAUGAUGAGGACGAUGACGAUUUGUUUGCCGGUCUGACGAAGCCCAAGAGCGUGCAGCCUGGCGCCAAAAUAUCGGACCCGGCCGAGUCGAGCCAACCGCCACGGGAAGAGCCCGAGGAUAAAAUGGCAGUGGUGCCCGAGUUUGAGAGCCAGAGCUACGGCACGGUUUUGUUUGGCGGGGCGCGCGGCUCCGAGGACGACUCGCAGAGGAAAGAUCUGACGUUCAGCGAGUCGGACGACGAUGACGGUCUGUUUGGUGCCAGCACCAAGAAAGUAUCAGAGGUGCGACCGAAGAGCGGCAGCAAAGCGUCGGCGACUGGCAUUGCUCAGGACGAUAUAUUUGGGGGGGCGGCCAAGGCCAAGCCAAAGUCGCACACUCCCAAGAACGUGUUUCUCGAUGACGACGAUGACGCCGACAUCUUCGGAGACAUCUUCCCUGGGCCCGGGUCGAAGACAAAGAAGGCGGCGGUGUCUGGAGAGGGGACGCCACGACCGCCGUCCAACCUCGCCAAGCCAGCAAGCGCUUCCGUCUUUGAUGCCGACUUUGAUGACAUCUUUGUGGUGGAAAGCUCCGCCGCUUCAAAGAAAACGACGCCGUCACGACCGGCUGAGCCAAAGAAAGACAAAGUGGACACCAUUUUCACCGACCCACUCAACGCACUCGGUGGCCCAUGAAGAAGAGAUAAAAACAAAACAUCGUAACGUCUUUUAUAUAUAUGUAUGUUAAAAAACACACAAAUGGCACUUUUAUUUCCAGGGUAGAAGCUGCAGUCUAGCAUUGCUUUUUUCUAACCUGUGCUGCUGGUGGUCGGCAGUCGCAGUACCGAGAUGUGAUUAUAUUACUGCUAGAGGAGGCUACGGUGAAGGUACACAGAUGUAACGAAAAUUCUUGACACCAAUGCCGCUUUUGACUUGCCGCGCACCGAGCAGUUGUAGAAGCCCGACCAAAAGACCCACGUGGAGAGGGAGGGAGGGAACACGUAGGGAUGCCGUGAGCUUUCGGACAUUUCUAUUCGUCAAUUAGAAGUUGGGGAGAAUAGGCUUCUAGAGACAGGUGACACAAAAAGCCCCGUUUCCACUGGCACACCCGGUCCGCACCAGCACGUGUGGGGCCCUCACGGUCAUGGCGGUUUCCCACUGGCUGUUUUCCGUGCCAAGCAGUGAAACUCUGUCCUCACAAUACAUCUGAAUUUGGCAUGGGGGGGGGGGGUUUAAUCAUUAUUGUCAUAAGCGACAGAUGCGACCAUUUUCUUUUUCUAACCUUUACUCGGCAUCUAACGGAUUCACCAUUCCCCCUUUCCCCAUUGAUUCACUGAAUUGUCACGAUUCAAUUAUUUUUGUCGCCAUUUUUUCAGUCUUGUAUUUAAUCUUUUGUUUCGUUCGUACACCGUCGUUCACCGUUAGCCAAAAUGUGAUGGUGCAUUUUGUGCAAAAAAAAUCUCUUGCACGCAUGAUUUGGUGCACGUAAGCGUAGGAAUUCAUGUUUUUUUCUGUUUCGAAUCGGGGCAGCCGUUACUUUCUUAAUGUUUACCAUCCCAAAAAAAGUGCUGGCAGGGUGGUGGUCUGAGGUUGCCAGUCGCUCUCCCUGGCUUGGCUGUUCCCUGUAUGGUGGGAAGAGGCUGCUCUUGGCUUUUUGCCGUCGGUAAAUUCAGAUCUGUACGGAGGGACGUGCACAUGUUAGUCGGAGGCUUUAUAGAAAUGACACUUUAACCAAGAGCUCUGUUUAAAAUUAAAUGAUAUUGUAAUAAUACUUUACAUUUGAAGAAAUCUUUUUAAAUAACACUUGCUGCUUACGUUUGUUACCUAGAAUCCAGCAUUACACAGAAUGGAAGAAUGCCUUGCCUUACUAAUUACGAUGACCUGGAUUACUAUGGCAUAUUACACUUGCAAUAUUUAUAUACGUUAAAUCGGUGCAGCAAAACACAUCGUAUUCUACUUCCAUGAUUGCAUGUCUAUGUUCUCCACCUUCACCAGUCCGUAUGGACCAUCGUAUGGUGAAGUACGGUUAAAUAACCCCCUCGACCUGUGCUGCUUGGAGAGGCCCUCACUCAGCAGCGAUUUACAAAUGUGUACGUAUGUACGUACGUACACAUGUACGUGGACAAAUUGGUGUCUGGUUAAUGUCAUCGUCGCAUGUUGCUCACGCUUUGUGGUCAAAGGAGUCAUUUUUCGUGAUUCAAUGUCACAUUUUUUUUUCGAGUGGCUCGCAAACUUCACACAUUCUGAAACGGCCUCCUUGGUGUACCGGGAAAUUGGUCGUUGGUUCACAUAAACCCAUGUGCCCACUCUCAGGGCCCCAGUUUGAAUGCAGAGAGUUGCCUGUGAUUAAACUGAGUUUUCAAGUCUUGGUCACAGCCCAGUCACAAAUAACUUUUAGGUUUGGUUUUGGCACUUAAAUUAGUAAAAAAAUCAACUGAGGACAAUUAAAAACAUAAUUUUGACUCGUGCAAUGAACAUUUCUCGCGAUGGUAGGGCCGGUGGGAAAUUGAUACCCCCAUAGCAUUUCCAUGGAUCAUUUGCAAGCCCGAGCUGAUGCACUCACGUGCGAGAAAUCCGCAUGGAUUCUUGAUCUCAUCACGGUAAUUGCGCAAUUGGGACGACAUUGGGGAAAAUGUAAUUUCUAAACGUAUACAGGUUUCCCUCACUUUAUGCAGCAUUGAUGCACAAAGCGAAACCGCCUGAGACAACUGCCGGCCAAGUCGCUCGCACAGUACACACAAUGUUGCCCCACGUCCGACCGCGUAGCCACAUAUGUGGGAGUUCAAAUCACAUGUUGCGAAUUUUGGGUGAAAAUAGGAUGACCAUAUAUACGCAAUAUUGCACAAACCGGACACGCUUAAAGCGAAAGAAACAUGGAAUAUCGGUUUGUCAUGUGACAAUUAUGUAGCACAUUUGCAGGAAAGUGCACCCCGUACUGUGUGAUUGAUGACAGGCCACGAUUUACCAAGAGUCCUAUGAAAAAUAUAUUCUCUGGGUUCAUCUUCGAAGGCACAGCGCACUUUUCCGAGCGAUUCAAAUGGAUUCUUCAUCUCAUGACAUGGCGUCGAUUACGCACUUGGAUUAAGUUAUGGGUAAAAUACAAAAACAUUUAAUUCUGAACGUUAUCCAUUGUAAACCGAUCUGGGUACCCCGGGCUUAAUUUAUCACCGAAUAUAUUCUGUAUUGUUAGUAGCUUGAAAUACGGAUGUGACGAAUAGCCACUGCCAGGCGCAGAGAUUUUCCAGGUUGCUUUUCCCCUGACAGACCCACGUGAAAUUAAGUUCGGAUUGACCCGCAUAACACGUGGUAACUGAAAUUAGGAAGCCGUUGCGAUGCACACGUCCAUAGAUGCGCGCAUUUUAUCCUAAUUGAGCCAAUAGGAUUAACCAACUUGAAUGCUUGGCUAGACAUUGCACGCAGAUGUAACUUGACCAAAAGCAGAUGAUAAAAGUUGACAGAGACUUUAUAUUGGGAGCGAAAUGCUCUUCAGAGGUAUUUGGAGCACAUUUUAUAGAGACAAUGUGUGAACUUAGAUUAAGUACUUUUUUAAUUUUUUCCCCCCCGAGUGAUUUCGAGCUAUAAUGCUGUCGACUGAAGAUCUGGAGAGUUUCUCAAGAGCCAUGCUGUUGUAAAUCAUAAUAAUGAAACCUUAACUUGAUUUUUUUCAGCUUAUAACAUUCUGUUCACUUUUUUUGUAUGUAAAUAUAAAUAUCCAUACAAUUUUCGUUUCCUUUUGGAGGGGGUGGGGGGUUAUAUUAAAUUUGCAAACGAAAUUGUGUGCUUGGCAAAGCUAAUCUGUGGUUUAAAAAAAAAAUCCAAUUGACCUGUGAAUAUUUCAGAAUACGCGAGCCCUCGUCCUCAGUUCUCACACUCGUGCUGUCCUGCUCUCAUGCUCCCCUGUGUUACUUUCGAGUCGUUACCCCCCGGCGCACGUUGUGGUGGCAAACUCGUCCCCUACCACGUGCUGGGAUUUAAAAAAUAACGUGGGACAUCGUGCUGGAAAACUUGUCGGGGGCGAAAUAAAAACACUGGCUCACGUAACUUGAGAGCGGGCGGGAACCUUGCAAAAUAUUGCUGGAUAUUACAUGCCAUGAGGCAGGCCCCAUCGUCUCGAUAACAGGAAUGCACUAAGUCUCAAGGCUGGGGUCUGGGGACGUCUCUACGGCCCUUAAACAAUUUCACGAGGUGCAAUUUGAUUCAUAAUUUUAGGUACUGAUAUAUAUAAUAACUUCCUUUCUGUAAAAAAAAAAACUGCCUUUGCUAUAAUUAAAAAAAUUGUUCUGAUUGUACUGUGCAUUAAAGUAUUAUAUCAUUGAUUCAUUAAAUGUGACGACGUAAAUUCAUCUCAUGUGAUCAACAAUAAUUAUUUCAUACUUAUGGACAAUAAAGUGUUAACACUUAAAUGAUGCUGUCGCG